Anthostomella pinea is the source of this 3387-nucleotide messenger RNA. Lineage: Eukaryota; Fungi; Ascomycota; Sordariomycetes; Xylariales; Xylariaceae. The record is from the annotation of a GenBank genome assembly.
AUGCCGUCCCUGGAGCCCCGCCGUUGGUCGAGGGCGCGCUUCGAGGAGGAAGAUGACGAACAAACCUCCGGCUCCGACUCAUCCAAACGGCAGCGACGCGACAUGGACGGCACACAAUCGGAAGAGGAUGGAGAGAGCGACGACGAGACUGCCAAUCGGGAUGUUGCAGGACCCAGCGGACAGCGCAGGAACGGGCGCGCAUCUACGAGCGGGCAGGGUGCCCGUUCCGGAUCUGGAGAGUUUCAACCCGGUGCUAUCGUGCGAGUUCGAGUCGAAAACUUCGUGACCUACGAGCACGCAGAGUUCCUCCCAGGUCCCAACUUGAACAUGGUCAUCGGGCCCAACGGUACAGGCAAGAGUUCACUGGUCUGUGCUAUCUGUCUGGGCAUGGGCUAUCAUCCAAAGCAUCUUGGUCGGGCAAGCAAUGUCGGAGAGUUCGUGAAGCAUGGGAAGGAUACUGCCACCAUCGAAAUCGAACUGCAGAAGCGCCCGGAAGAAAAAUCCAACCACGUUAUGUGUGUGCAAAUCAAUAGAGAGGACAACAGCAGAAAAUGGUGGUUGAAUGGAAGAGAGAGCACACACAAGGCAGUACAAGAACUGACACGGAGUCUGCGCAUCCAGAUUGACAACCUCUGCCAAUUCUUGCCCCAAGACAAAGUCGCCGAGUUCGCUGGUCUGACCCCCGUCCAGCUCCUACACGAAACCCUACGAGCCGCUGCCCCUGAGAAGAUGGUCGCCUACCAGACCACGCUCAAGGAGCUCCAUAAAGAUCACAAGACUGUGAAGCAAGAAGUUGAUUCAUGCGUUGAGAUCCUGAAAGGACACGAAAACCGCCAGCAGGGUCUGCAGGGCGACGUCAAUAGACUCCGCGACAGAGAAGCCAUCCAGAAGCAGAUUCAGGAUCUUCAGGAUGCCCGCGCAGUCGCUGAAUACAACGAGGUCCGUAACAGACACAUCCAGGCAAAGGCCAAGAUGAAAAAGGCCCAGACUCGGCUUGCCCAGCUGCAAGAGGCCUCCCAGCCGGCAUUAGCGGCUGUCGAACAGAAACGGCAGUAUCAAGCGCAAAUCGAGCCCGUCGUCGCAGCGCGGAAGACCGCGCUUAAAGAAGCCGAGGCCGUAGGCGAACAGGCACGGCGAAGAAUUGAGGUGGAGGAAGAAAGCAUCAACCAUGUCCAAGCCAAGAAGAAGGCAGAGGACGCUUCGUUCGCGACCAAAAGGGCAAGCAUUGCGAAGAUACGUAAAACCAUCACUGACUUGGAGGCUCAACUGAAGAAUAAGCCUGACGAGUUCGUGGCAUCCGAAUGGAACGUGAAGAUCCGUCAAAAAGAGAGCAUCUUGACGGAGAACGAGUCACAGAAGCGCGAACUCAACAGCCAGUUCGAUGAACUGAAGAAGGCCAACGCGGGAAAGAAAGCCGACUUGGACAAGGCUCGUAACAAGCAGGAAGCGCUCGACUCCCAGCAGGGCCAGAAGCUAGCGCACUUGCGGCAUGUCCAUGCUGAUGCUGCCAAGGGCUGGGAGUGGCUCCAGGAUCACCAAGAUCAGUUCGAAAAGGAGGUUUUGGGCCCCCCAAUGCUUACCUGUUCUGUCACCGACAGUCGGUACUCAGACCUAAUACAGUCGCUUCUGAGCCAAGAUGACUUUACCUGCUUCAUUGCACAGACACGCAACGACCACAAGAAGCUCAGCGAUCAGUUCUACAAAGGGUUGAAACUGUCUGUCUCGAUCAGGACUUGUAUGAGCUCCUUUGCGUCAUUCAAACCUGCCAUCCCCGUGGCGCAAGCUCACGGAAUGGGCCUCGACGGAUAUGCUAUCGACUAUCUAGAAGGUCCUGAGCCUGUACUUGCCAUGCUAUGUGCGGAGAAGAAACUCCACGUAUCUGGAGUUGCUUCUCGCGACUUGGAUAACGCCCAGUACGAGAAGAUCGUGAGUGCGGAAAGAAUCCCGAGCUGGGCCGCCGGGCACACUUAUUACCGUGUCACUAGGCGCAGAGAGUACGGCACUGGCGCAAUGUCAACAACGACCAGGCGCAUCCAGCCAGGACGCUUCUGGACGGACCAACCCGUCGACAGCUCCGAAAAAGCCGCCAUACAAAAAGAAAUCAACGAGAUCACCGACGAGAUGGCCACACUGACGCAGGAGGGUCGAGAGAAAAAGAGUAAAUUAAAGGCCAUCAACGACAGCGAGGGUGAUGUCCUGCGAGAUAUUGAAAACUUGAGAAAGGAGAAGGCCGAGCUGCAGAGAGCUGCUACAGUCUAUGCCAACCUCGGACUCAAGAUCAGCAAUGAGAAGCAAGCCUUGGAAGAAACACUGACGGAAAUACAAGACUGCAGGAAGAGGGUAAUGAGGUGUACCGACGAGGAAGACCAGCGUACCGUUGCGAAGACACGACUGGUGCUGCAGCACAAAGAGACGCUCUCGACCAUGCGUGAUGCCCACCAGGCACUGCUCGAGGCUCAGAUCCGCCUCGUAGAAGCCAAGUCGGACGUGCAAGGGCUAAAAGACCGCAAUGCUGACAUUGUGCAACGCCUUGAAGACGAGAAAGCUGGAGUCGAGCGUACAAAGGCCGACAUAGACAGCAUGAAACGCGAAGCUACCAUGGCCAAGCAGAAAGUUGUGGAAAUCGUUAACGAGGAUGAAGCCAAGCUGCCAUAUCUGAAUCAAAUGGCCGAUGGGAAAACGACCGAAGACCUCGAUAAUGACAUCGGUGCCGAGCAGAGCAAGCUCGAGCUGAUCCACGCUGUCGACCCCAUCGUGCUGCAACAGUUCGAAAAACGCGCCAAGGACAUUCGAAAUCUCACGCAGCAAAAGGACGAGAAGACGGCCAAACUCGACUCGAUGACACGCAAGAUCGAGACCCUCAUGCAGAAGUGGGAACCAGUACUCGAUGAAGUCGUGUCCAAGAUCAACGACGCGUUUGGGUACAACUUCGAGCAGAUCAAUUGCGCAGGUGAAGUCGGCAUCCACAAGGACGAGGACUUUGAGCAGUGGUCCAUCGUCAUCAAGGUCAAGUUCCGCGAGAAUGAGACCCUCCAGCAGCUCAACCAGCACCGGCAGUCGGGCGGCGAGCGCGCCGUGUCCACCAUCUUCUACCUGAUGGCGCUGCAGAGCAUGGCGCAGGCGCCCUUCCGCGUCGUCGACGAGAUCAACCAGGGCAUGGACCCGCGCAACGAGCGCAUGGUCCACGAGCGCAUGGUCGAGAUCGCCUGCCGCGAGCACACCAGCCAGUACUUCCUCAUCACCCCAAAACUACUCACGGGGCUGCGCUACGACGAGCGCAUGCGCGUCCUGUGCAUCGCCUCGGGCGAGCACAUGCCCCCCGAGGGCCGCAAGCUCGAAUUCCGCAAGCUCGUGCGCAUCCGCCGUGCCAUCGGAGCUGCUGCUUAG